Messenger RNA from Cercocebus atys (sooty mangabey), 3848 nucleotides. It is a transcript of the gene MLC1, whose product is annotated as megalencephalic leukoencephalopathy with subcortical cysts 1. Gene Ontology annotation, cellular component: endoplasmic reticulum; plasma membrane; cytoplasmic vesicle. Gene Ontology annotation, biological process: regulation of response to osmotic stress. The record is from RefSeq and is a predicted model, not a curated record. NCBI's taxonomy places the organism in Eukaryota, Metazoa, Chordata, Mammalia, Primates, Cercopithecidae. The transcript is spliced from 13 exons. Bases 296 to 1753 code for a protein of 485 amino acids.
GGGGCAGCGGGACUGGGCCUACCAGCCGUCCAGGCUGCCCACGCAAACCACAGGGCCGAAUCUGGAGCAGCCCAAGGGUCACACAGCUAAGCCGAGUGCAAGAAUGCUUGUGUGACCUUGUGAAGGCGAUUCCUACCGUGUGGCUGUGGGGGAUAGAAAAAGUCUGCUUGGAAAGAUUUCUUGCUGGAAGUCCCUCACCCAGAGACCAGCGCUCCCAACUGCCGAGCGGCGGGGAGAUAAAGAACUGGUGACACGUGGCUGUACAUUCAGCACAGCUGUGGUGUCCCCAAGUGCCAUGACCCAGGAGCCAUUCAGAGAGGAGCUGGCCUAUGACCGGAUGCCCACACUGGAGCGGGGCCGGCAAGACCCCGCCAGCUAUGCCACAGACACGAAGCCGAGCGACCUGCAGCUGUCGAAGAGACUGCCCCCCUGCUUCAGCCCCAAGACGUGGGUCUUCUCCGUGCUAAUGGGGAGCUGCCUCCUGGUGACCUCAGGGUUUUCGCUGUACCUGGGGAACGUGUUCCCUGCCGAGAUGGAUUACUUGCGCUGUGCUGCAGGCUCUUGCAUCCCCUCGGCAAUUGUGAGCUUCACCGUCUCCAGGAGGAAUGCCAAUGUGAUUCCCAACUUUCAGAUAUUGUUCGUUUCCACAUUUGCUGUGACCACUACGUGUUUAAUUUGGUUUGGAUGCAAACUAAUCCUGAACCCAUCAGCAAUAAAUAUCAACUUCAACCUUAUCCUGCUGCUCCUGCUGGAGCUGCUCAUGGCGGCCACGGUGAUCAUGUCUGCACGGUCCAGCGAGGAGUACUGCAAGAAAAAGAAGGGCUCCAUGUCUGACAGCACCAACAUUCUGGGCGAAGUACCAUUUCCUGCUCGGGUCCUGAAAUCUUAUUCAGUCGUCGAGGUAAUCGCAGGCAUCUCUGCCGUCCUCGGGGGGAUCAUUGCCCUGAACGUGGAUGACUCAGUCUCAGGCCCACACCUCUCAGUGACGUUCUUUUGGAUCCUAGUGGCCGUGAGUACCCCCUCUGGCCCGCCCGCCACCGCUGUGGGCCACACCGCUCAGAUCCUGCGUGGCUGGGCCCUGAGCUCAGUCUUGGUGCACUCAGACAGGGAGGCACCACAGAAGGUCCUUGCCAGACCCCAGUUCAGAAGAACUGGGGAGUUAUUUUGCCCCUGUUCUCUUAUGUACAUGAGCAGGAAUGGUGAGCACCCAGCAUCGGCUACGGGCUCCUCCUGGGCAGCAGGGGGGCUCUUCCUGAAGCUGCUGAGAAGGGGCCCACGCGUGCCCGGGAGCGGUACGGCCGGGCGGACUGCCGAGAAGGGGCCCACGCCUGCCCGGGAGUGGUACGGCCGGGUGGACUGCCGAGAAGGGGCCCACGCCUGCCCGGGAGCGGUGGAGGUGCUGAUAGCCAUAAGCAGCCUCACGUCUCCGCUGCUGUUCACAGCCUCUGGAUAUCUGUCAUUCAGCGUCAUGAGAAUCGUGGAGAUGUUUAAAGAUUACCCGCCAGCCAUAAAACCAUCCUAUGACGUGCUCCUGCUACUGCUCCUGCUGGUCCUCCUGCUGCAGGCCGGCCUCAACACGGGCACUGCCAUCCAGUGUGUGCGCUUCAAGGUCAGCGCAAGGCUGCAGGGCGCGUCCUGGGACACCCAGAGCGGCCCGCAGGAGCGCCUGGCUGGGGAGGUGGCCAAGAGCCCCCUGAAGGAGUUUGACAAGGAGAAAGCCUGGAGAGCCGUUGUGGUGCAGAUGGCCCAGUGACCCCCGGACGCAGAAACUGGGUGGCAGUGCCCAGCCUGGCCCCAAGCACGGAAACGCACAACCCCUAAUCGCCCCGAGCUACUGCUUCUAACACCUCUUUUCCCCUGUGUGAGGGCAGACCAGGCUGUAGUGGGGUUUUCACUUCCUAGGGUAGUUUAAUUUUAAAAUAGGCCAAUGUUGGUUAGUCUGUGUUUCAGUCAGAUCAGUCAGUGCCAAGGGCUCCCGUGUCCUAACAGCAGGAGCAUGGCCGCAGCUUCCCAGGCCGAGGAAGGGCCCCCUGGUUCCGCCUCUGAGAGCCCCACCGCUGAGCAGGCCCCAGCUCCGCGUCCUGCCUCUCUCAUGGCCUGGGCUGGAGUGGGCUCUCUGGACCUGACCGGGGUCAGACUGUGGGUCCCUGCGUCUCCUGCCCCCUCUGACCCGGCUUCUUCCCUCCACUCUUCGGGUCUAUCCUGGGUGCUCAGUCAGCCCAGUGGGAUCUUACCUACUUCCCUGCAAGGUGCACCUGCCCCAGGCUCAGCCUGCCCAGCGGCUCUUCCUGGACAGUGAGAACAAGGCUGGGCACCUCUGUCCUGGCCCGGGAGCUGUGGGGGCCCCUCCUUCAGAGCCCAGGUGCAAGUGACAUGAGCUGCCACUGCUCUCCCAGGUGAAAUCCACACCGGUCCACACCGGGUCGCCUGCCCUGUCUUCCUACAUAGACCCAGUCAUUCUAGAGGAAUCUGCCGCCACAGUGGCUGGCCCACGUCCCAGGCACUGCCCACAUCCUGGGCACUGUCAUGCCCAGCUUGGAGUGCCACGUGGCCGCUAAUGUGAUAGGCAGUGUUCUUGGGGGUGGGACUGCAUCUAAGGCUUUGUAAAUGGGCUCGACCACGUCUCCCUGGCCCCGGUGACUCCCUGGCCCCAGUGACCGGGGGAAGCUGAGCCGCUCCCUUCUGUUUGCUCCCAUUACUCAAAAUGUAGGACAGAUCAGGUCAGAGCCCAGGAAUCCUCACAGGUUCACCCAGCCCCCUCUACCUCCUAGCAAGUACUUUGUCUUGAUCCUCACUGAGAAGACCCCAGGGCCAGUGGUCUUCUCCAUCUCUGCUGUUUUGGGGUCUUAGGGUACAGCCCAGGCGGUCACUGCCCACCUGCCAGACUGCAGGGACAGUUGGGUGUGAGAAUAACACUGGCUUUGGGCAGUGCCAUGGCCAGGAGUGGGUUCCCUGCGUCUCCUCUUCCCCGAGGGUGCCUGGAUCCUCCCAGUAAAUCUGCAGUGAGUUGGGGUGACUGUAAAACUAGGAAUCUUGUUAUUUUGGUCAUUACUUUCCAGCAGGUGUUUUUCUUCACAGUGGUUUUGUUUCUUUCCUUCUGGUCUGAGAACACAUGAACAUUUUCCCUUUACUGCCUUCGGGUGUAUUGACUGGUCCCCCAUGGGCUGCUGGAAAGGCCCGGAGAUGCAUUCUGUGGCCUGGGGCCAUCAGGAUCAAAGAACCAGGAGGCCUGGGAGAUGCAGUUGGAUGGGGCUGCCUGCUAGGGGGUUUGAGGACCCUCCCAGGUUUCCCACUGCUGAGCAGGAGUAACUCUGGCUGCCAAGAUACCUUCAUGGUGUUCACAACAAGUGGGAUCAUUAUUUUCCACCGUUCAAAGGGAAUGCAGGCAAGACGUCCCCCCCAGAUGCUCCGAGAGGGGACAAGCCAGUCCCUCUCUGCAGCCCUCAGCAGCUCCAGAACCACAGAGACAGGGGCCGGGCAAACGCUUUGGCCACGGUCCCAAACAAGCGCCAAUGUGGGAGAGGAGAGGCCACCCUUCCUGGCACUGGAUGCAGACCCCACCCCGUCUGCAGGGCACUCCCACCUCCCUGCAGCUUGGAGGCCGGUGGGGUCUGCUCCUGGGAAUGGGGUGGGAGCCACAGGGACAGCACUGAUGUCUUCUUGGGGGUAGACCAGAGAGCUCAAGUUUCAGAGCCAGAAUUAGGCACUUGGAGCGUUUUUACUGCCUUUCACUUUCUUAUUUUAGAGCGCUUAAAAAAUCCGGACAAAUGGGGUUUAAAAGAACCGUCUCUUUCAAUCUACGUUUUGGUUUAAUACGCUUGAGCAAUAAACGCUGCCUUGUAGACGUG